CGCGUGCCGACCAACCGGGAAGCGAAGUGCAAACCGAGCAAGACCCUGUACAAGCAAGCUAGGAGUCGACAACGGAAAGCGAUUUUUUUUCCUCAGAACCAUUCGACGCACGGAUUUCUAACACUUCCGUCCUCACCAUGGCCGACCCAGCGAGCAACGCUGCGGAUGGCGAGGGGGUAGCGCGAGGUUUCGCCAGGCAGGGCGCGUUGAGGCAGAAAAACGUGCACGAAGUGAAGAACCACAAGUUCACCGCGCGCUUCUUCAAGCAACCGACCUUCUGCAGCCACUGCACCGACUUCAUCUGGGGUUUCGGCAAACAAGGCUUUCAGUGUCAAGUGUGCGCUUUUGUGGUCCACAAACGCUGCCAUGAGUUUGUUACAUUCUCCUGCCCGGGGGCGGACAAAGGCCCUGCAUCAGAUGACCCCCGUAGUAAACAUAAGUUUAAGGUACACACGUAUUCCAGCCCCACGUUCUGUGACCACUGUGGAUCUCUGCUGUACGGACUCAUGCACCAAGGGAUGAAAUGUGACAACUGCAUGAUGAAUAUUCAUAAGCGAUGUGUGGAGAAUGUUCCCAGUCUGUGUGGAACGGACCAUACAGAGAGGAGAGGCCGUCUGCAUCUCACUGCCACUAUCAAAGAUCUCGUACUUACCGUGACCAUCACGGAGGCUCGUAACUUGGUCCCGAUGGAUCCCAACGGCCUGUCAGAUCCAUACGUGAAGCUCAAAUUAAUUCCAGACCCAAAGAAUGAAAGUAAACAAAAGACCAAAACCAUCAAGUGCUCCCUAAAUCCCACCUGGAACGAGACUUUUAGCUUUAACCUUAAAGAGACUGACGUAGACAGGCGUCUGUCAGUGGAAAUCUGGGAUUGGGAUUUGACCAGCAGGAAUGACUUCAUGGGUUCCAUGUCUUUUGGCAUCUCUGAGCUGCAAAAGCAAGGUGUCAUCGGAUGGUUUAAGAUGCUGGGUCAAGAGGAAGGGGAAUAUUUUAAUGUCCCAGUUCCACCGGAGGGAGAAGAAGGCAAUGAAGAACUGAGGCAGAAGUUUGAGAGAGCCAAGAUCGGCCCGGGCACUAAGAACACCGACGGAUCGUCGAAGAACGACAUCUCGAAAUAUGAUGCCAAUGGCAACCAGGACCGCAUGAAACUCUGCGACUUCAACUUCAUCAUGGUCCUGGGGAAAGGCAGCUUCGGCAAGGUCAUGCUGGCUGAGCGUAAAGGCUCAGAUGAGCUAUACGCUGUGAAGAUCUUAAAGAAGGAUGUGGUGAUUCAGGAUGAUGAUGUUGAGUGCACUAUGGUGGAGAAGAGAGUCCUGGCUCUCUCCGGCAAACCGCUCUUCCUCACUCAACUGCACUCCUGCUUUCAAACCAUGGACCGUCUUUACUUCGUGAUGGAGUAUAUCAAUGGUGGAGAUUUGAUGUAUCAAAUACAACAAGUUGGAAAAUUCAAAGAGCCCCAUGCAGUGUUUUAUGCGGCGGAGAUCGCCAUUGGUCUGUUCUUCCUCCAUUCAAAAGGCAUUAUUUACAGAGAUCUGAAGCUAGAUAAUGUGAUGUUGGAUGCUGAGGGCCACAUAAAAAUCGCAGAUUUCGGCAUGUGCAAAGAGAACAUGUUUGAUGGUUCCACAACUAAAACCUUCUGUGGCACUCCAGACUACAUUGCGCCUGAGAUCAUUGCUUAUCAACCGUAUGGGAAGUCUGUGGAUUGGUGGGCUUAUGGAGUUCUCCUGUAUGAAAUGCUCGCAGGACAGCCCCCUUUUGACGGUGAGGACGAAGAUGAGCUUUUCCAGUCCAUCAUGGAGCAUCACGUGUCUUACCCGAAAUCCAUGUCCAAAGAAGCAGUGGCCAUAUGCAAAGGGCUGAUGACCAAACAUCCUGGGAAACGCCUGGGCUGCGGACCAGAGGGAGAGAGAGAUAUCAAGGAGCACGCGUUCUUCCGCUACAUGGAUUGGGAAAAGUUGCAAAACAAGGAAGUUCAACCCCCCUUCAAACCCAAAGCAAAAAAUCGUCGCGACACUGGGAAUUUCGACAAGGAAUUCACCAAGAUGGUGGUUGAGCUGACCCCAACAGAUAAACUCUUCAUAAUGAAUUUGGACCAAAACGAAUUCCAAGGCUUCUCCUACACCAACCCCGAGUUUGUCAUUCAAGUUUAAUCCCAAACUCUGAUUGACUGCUCCGAGCGAUUAUACGUGUGAGAGAAGACCUUUUUACCCAGAAUGCAUUGUUUUGUCCUUGUGCAUCUUGAUUGUCCUCUCUCUUCAUUUUACAAAGGCCCAGACCCUGCAGGAUCAUACAGAACCAAACCAGGACUACUCGGUCCAAACCAAGAGCUCAGAAACUCAGAAUCCAAUUGAGCCGAGGGAGCGGUCAUGAAAGAGUGUAUUCAUAGUCUCCAUGAGAAUACCACGUGUUUUCAUCUCCAUGAGAAUUAACCUACCUCUUUUCUUUAUACAUUCUCCUUGUCCCUAUAAUUCGGCUUUUCCGCAAGCCUCAAACAAGUUGGCCUGCAAUAGACAUCAUGGCUAAAUCCGUCUUUUGGUUUAAAAUGACAACGUUUUAGUAUAACUUAAAAGCCCAAAGAUUCAGUGCUUUAUCAAAAUUGUAUUAACAACUGAUCAUUAACUUGAACCACGCAUAUACAAACUUUGUUUAUACAAUCACUGGAAAUGUCAUUCCGGUCUGUCUGAGAUUUCCGGCAUAAGCACAUUAAUGAAGUCAAAUAAUGGCAUUUACAUGGUCUUUAGUUUCCCACAGGCGUAACUGCUAUUGUUCAUAAGAUGAUCAUAAAAUUUAAAUAUUUAUGUGAUGAUAUCUUGUGGAAUUCCAGCCUGUAAAGAUUUACAUAAAAUGCAAAAGUACAUAAAUGAAGCUUUAAAAAAGUGAACACUUGUUGACAGUAAUUUUACAAACAUUUGUGUCAAGGUCUGUCACUCACCAGAACACUGAUAUUAAAAUAGUCGCACAUCCAUUAAUAAGCUAAUUAUUUGUUUUGAGGCAAAGUACAAUCCCCAAUUUAAUGUCAUAUUCUCUGGAAAAAUGUAUAAUUUUAUAUUUAUGUCAAAUAAGAAUAUAUUUAUUAAAAAUAAUAUUUACUUAAUGCCCAUUUCAAAUCUGCAUUAGGACAAACAAAAAUGAUUAAAUUUACACUACAUGUAGAGAAACAGCCGCAGAAAAAAAUGAAGAAUGCAUUCACAAAUUUUUAUUUCAAAUCAGCAUUUCUAGAUGUAUUGUUUCCAAUCCAGUUCAGUGUUUGUUGAAUUUCAACAAAAUCAAACCUCAGGAGUGACAAAGUCAUCCAACAGCAAUGUGGAAAAACUGACAGCAUGACAAGACACAUGAAAACUGAUAGAAAUUCAGGUUAUUACAUAAAAAAUGCAUUUUGAGCUUUUCCUAAAUACAUAUACAAGUAUUACUGUUGGAUUGCUUAAAGGUGAAUACGAACUUGUUUUCUUUGCAGUAUUUGAGGUCUGAAAAAAUACAGAACAUCUUUUCUGUUAUUUUGACCUGUUUCUCCAGUUUUCGUUUAUUAGAAACCGUUUUCGCAAUUAGAAACAAUAUUAUUAUUUGAAAUUUGGGAGAAUUAUUGUUAGUCGUUCACAUGACGAAACAGAAAGGAUCAUUUUACCUAAACGCAUACCUACACAGCAAAAUCGCCAGUGUUAAAAAAAGGUCAAAUUAACUAACACUGGAAAUUUUGCUGUGUAUAAAUAGUCAAUUCAGAAAAACUGAAAAUGAUCUCUUAAUUUUUCGUGGCUGUAUGUAACAUUAUUGCGUAGACGAUACAUUUUCAAUCACUAAACCCCACAGAACUGAAAAGCUGCGCAUUUAACCUUCAUUGUGUUUUAGAAAAUACUUCAACAUAAGAUACAUGCAUAUGAUGAGAGAAUGUGAUUCAUACGAGCUAAACAAAACUAUGUCCUGACUGAAACCCUAAUGUGCCAUAUCUGUGUGUGGGUGUCUGUGCCGUUUCCGGGGAACUCGUUGUGUCGUGUCUGUGUUAAACAGACUCCAUAAGGAGUUUUAGUCUACCCUAUGCAUGCCUGGUAAAGCCCUUGCUCUUUAACUCUGUGUUUACAUAUUAACCAUGUGUGUCGGUAAUGGGUGGAUCUGUAGUAGUAUAGAUCCUUGUAAGGGUCAUGGUGUGUGACAUUUCUGUUUGUUUUCUUUUGUAAUUAGAUAUGAAUUAGAAAUGUAAGUAUUCUAGUCUUCCAAAUGAUUAUGUGUACACUGAUUGUAUAGGGACAUUCUGCUUUUCUUGGUGUCGUGACCGGAAAAGUGUGGAUAUGUUCUAUAAUAUUUGUUGUAUAGAAUAAACGGAAGGAUGGACAUUUGGGAACCAACGAACAAUGGGUGAUAUUUAGCCUGAAAUGUAAUAACUGUGUGAAAGGGUUGAAGUUAUAAUCUUAUCUGAAUUUAUCAUGAGUAAAGAAUCAAAAAGUACAACACGAGUAGCUGACAGCCUUGCUAUCGUUUUUGUCCAGAACUAUUAAACCUCUCCAGCAUGCGCACAACUAUAAAUGGAUAAUCUGGACUUUACAAUCACUGAAAACAACAUGCACAUUUUAACAUUUGUAUCUUGUGGCCCUGUGUUAGUUUGGAGCUGAUAUUUUCGUUUUUUGAUCAUGUUUUAAUGAUGAAAGCUUCAAAGGGCUUCCUGUUCAAGAAUCAACCACCCCAAACCAGAUUUUAUACUAUGCAAGACAGGUGCAUGUCAACAAUAACACAUUGACAUUAACAGACAGCAGCUGUGUUUGGCUAUACAGUGGAAUGUUAUUGCUGGUAUUUGUGGAGAUGUUUUGCAUGUUAUUUACUCAUGUUAUGUGGCCAUUAAAACUGAAAAAUUUAAAUGGCAAUCUGUGUGUCCGUAUUGCGCGUCCACAGUGAAAUGGGUCUUAGUUAGCAGAUGUGGAAAUCAUUACUUGACCAGUAAAUUGUGC
Messenger RNA from Triplophysa rosa, 4931 nucleotides. It is a transcript of the gene prkcba, whose product is annotated as protein kinase C, beta a. The transcript is spliced from 17 exons. Gene Ontology annotation, molecular function: ATP binding; diacylglycerol-dependent serine/threonine kinase activity; zinc ion binding. NCBI's taxonomy places the organism in Eukaryota, Metazoa, Chordata, Actinopteri, Cypriniformes, Nemacheilidae. Bases 138 to 2147 code for a protein of 669 amino acids. Gene Ontology annotation, biological process: protein phosphorylation. The record is from RefSeq and is a predicted model, not a curated record.